AUGACGAUUAUCCUACAACUGAUACUUUUAUUUUUUUUUAAUUAUGCAUUAUGUCAAAAUUAUCAAAUAAGCGACGGACUCUCCUUAGCUGAAAUAAAUGAUUCUGUUAAGUGGUUUUAAAUUCAAGCUGGGAAUCCAUAUGUGAGAAAGUUUGUGUUAAAUGAUGAUAUUGUUUAGGCUUAGAAAAUAAACAAAAAAAACAAAGUUAAUGUAUUAGAGGGAUUAUUUAUUGCAUAACCAUAAGACCCUAAAGAAGACUUAAUGAUAAGUGUAAAUGGAAGCUAGUUUUAAGGAAGAAAACCUUCAAUAUUUAUUUAGUAUCAGCUAGAAAACUAAGGAUAUUUAUGUGGUGAAGGUUCUACAAUAUGUUUUAUAGAAAAAGAUGUGAUUUAAAAAAAACAAAAAAUAUAUAUAAUUAUUCAAUGUUCAGACUCCUGUGAAUUCGAAAUACUAGUUUAAUACCAAAUAAGCAAAGAAAUUAUAUAGAGCUAAAAGUAGUUGGUAUCUAUGAAUUUUAGAGAAUAUAUAAAAAAAUUAUAUUUUAUGCUUAACUUAGGCAGCGCAAAAAUUAAAGGAUUUAUAUUAAAAGUUGUUAUUGAUUCAGACUUAGAAGGUACAUUCGAUAUGUAUAUCUUUUAAGGUAGUAAAUACUAAUCUAUAAAUGAUGCUUUAUAAAAUACUUAGGUUACAAGCUCUUUUGGGAAAAUAAUCAGGAUUGAACCAGAUUAAGGAUUGACUAGUCUUCAGGACUAUACCCUAGUACUAAGAAGCUAGCAAAAUAUAAAAUUCAUGAUUACUGUAGAUUAUAUUUAUUACAAAGAAGAAAUAGAUAUUACUUUAAACAACAAAUUUAGUUACGCUCUAAAUGAAAAUGAAUAAGUAUUACUAAAAGCAAAUUGUGGUGAUAGUAGCAAUUUGAAAAGCUCUGUAUCAAUUGAUUUAUAAGUACAUUAAGGAGAAGGGGAGAUUUAUAUAGAUUCGACUCCAAAAAGUUAAAUUGAAUAAUACAGAUUUUAAAAUUCUGUAUCUAGCUAUUAAACUUACACUUUAGACAAGAAAUACUUUGUUUAAAAGAAUACCAAAGAACCUCAUUUUUAUACUUUAAUUAAAGCAUCCAGCAAUUUUUCAUUUACCAUAAAAAUCUAUCUUAGCGAUUUGAAAUAAAAGAAAUCACUAGACCUAAAUAAUUUGUAAUACUUAAUGUUUUAACCAUCAAGCGAAUUAAAGUAUAUUACUUAUGAUUUACAGUUUAAUUUGACAAAGCAGAUAUAAAUUUAGCUGAUCCUUUAAGAUUUAAAUUUAAAAGCCAAAAAACCUGGUUCGAUUAAAUCUUUAGAAAUGAUAGUUAAAAAUUGUGAAGAAAGUGUAAAAACAAAGUAAAAAUGUAAAAUAACCCCAGAAGAAAUUUCUAAUUACUCCAAAAAUAAUUUCACAGAUACUCAAUUUAUUCCCAUCAUAUAAUCUAUAGAUGGAUAUACUACUAAAUGCACUCUGACCACAAAUGAUUAUCAAUAUAAUUAAACCAGUGAAACAAGGCGCAAGACUAACAGAUACUAUUCCAUAGCUAUAGCUAUAGCUUAAAGUGAAUUUAAAAACAAUAAUUUAACGAUGUUCAGCUUACAGACUAUAAAGUAGUACACCUUGGAUAAAAUUUCCUAAUUCAAUGAUGAGGAAUAACAAAUCAAUAACUUCUAAAAGAAAUUUUAUUAUUUUAGAGUAAAAAAUUAAUUCAUAGAGCCAUUAAAAAAAUCAAUAACCAUCUACGUCUAAACAUAAUAUGGAUGCAUAGAUGUAGAGACUUCGUUAGACAAUCUACUAACCAGUGAUUCAGAAGCAAUGACAUUCUAUUCAAGCUAGCCUGUUGUAAAAUCUAGUAGAUAUCAAUAAGUUUCAUAAACUUCUUCUAUAAUUGAUGAAUAUUACAAUUAAUUUUCAUUAGACAUUGAUGGAGAUUCUUAUAAAGAUGUCUUUAUUUCGGUAAAAGGUAAAAGUGACUCUAUUUAUAAAUUUUUCAUAUAUUCUUAAGAACAGAGUUCACCUACUUUUGGUAACUUGAGAGCUAUUGGAGAUAAUCUUGACUAUGGAAGAGUCUAUGAAGAUAAACUCUACGAUGUUUCUACAAUGAAUACACUUAAUAUGUAUUUUCCUCAAAACACAUCAAAUAUUUUUAUUUAUUACUUUAUCGACUACACAGAUCUCAAUAUUGAAAGAGUUAAGAAAGACAUUAAAGUUAUGUCUCAUUUAAAAUAAAGAAAAAAUAUUAAAAUAACACCAACAAUUAAACUAACUGACUUGCAGACAGGCUCUCUAGUAUAACAAGAUUAGUAUAAGGUCCUAGAAAUUAAUGAUGGUUUGAUCUACAUUGAAACUAAGAAUAAAAAAUAGUAAUAUUACCAAUUAGAUAUCCUCAAUAACUAUUCUACUAACUACAACAUAUCUAUAUACUAUUCUAUUUUGUACACAUAGAGCAAUUACUACUAUCUCAAGCCAGGUUUUAAGUACUAUUUCACAGCAGAUGAUAAAGCCCCUUCAUAAAUUGCAUUCUUCUAUGCAAGAGCAAAUACAACUAUUUAUUUUCAGUUAUUUGCAUGCAACGGAACCUUUACUUUCAAAUAAUGGAGUUAAAAGAAGAAAAAUUUUUCCUAAAAUAUAAAUUUCACUCUUGAAAAUCUUUAGAACUUGAGCAUUUUUAUUGACAAAAGCGAUUAUUAUUAUUUCUAAUUUGAUUUGAUGAAGCCUCAAGAGUAAGGCUAAGUUAUCUUGAACUUGCAUAUGUACUACUAGGAUGAAUACAGUCCGUAUGAUUUGAUUUAAGUUCCAGAUAUUUAAUAUCAAGUUAAAUAAGAUAAUGAUUUUCUUAAUAUAAAAUUUAAUUAUUUGGCAUUGAAUAAAAGUGUUGUAGAAAAUCUUUCAGAACAAAUAUUUACAGAAUCUCUUCCAUCUAUUUAGGACAAUACGACAUAAUCUUAGAAACAAUAAUACAUACUAGAUUUUGCUAAUACAAAAGCUUUGAAGAAAUAAAUGAGUGAUUUUUCUUCUGUUAAAGUGAUAUAUUAUUUUUAAAUAUCUAAUAAUCAAUCCCAUAUUAGUUAUUGUAAUCCUUGCUUUUCGGUUCCAAGAACAUACCAUAGCUUUUAUAUCAUGUAAAAAAGAAGCUUUGCUAAUUCAAUAGAAGAAAUUAACAAUUUUAAAAUUUAAAAAGCUGAUAUAUUAAAAGCAAUAAAAAAAUACAAUCCUCUAUAAAUCUUUAGCAUAGAAGACUCAAUUAAAAAUUCAACUAUAAGUACGGAAUUAUAUUUCAGUGUAAUGGCUGCACUUGAAAUAAAAGAUAAUUUAGGAUAAUUGUCAGAGAGCUAUUACUAUUUGUAUGAUAGAUAAAAAAUAAAUCUAACUUAUUUUAAUUAAACUUAAGUUCAAAGCAAUUUGAAAGAAUAACAACAAAUUAAGACAUUUCACUUGGCACUGAUAAUAUGCAUCAUAGUAUUCAUAAGUCUCCUAUUAAUAUCUAUAAUUUGCUCCUAUAGAAUUUUUAGAAAAGGAAUAAAUCUUCCUUGCUCUUGCUUUAUGUAGCAGGUCUAUACUGAUAUUCCAGAUUCAGAUAGUUAAUCCAAAAAAAUUAAAGUUAGGAGACUUUCAAACUUAAAUAAUUUAGAUGGAGCAUUCAAUUAAAAAGUUAGAGAAAGCAUUUAAGAAUUUCUUGAUGUUAAAAAAAAAACUCAUAAAUCAUUCACAUCUCCACCUCCUCCAACAAUUGAAUAAUGA
Tetrahymena thermophila SB210 is the source of this 3762-nucleotide messenger RNA. RefSeq names its product transmembrane protein, putative. Lineage: Eukaryota; Ciliophora; Oligohymenophorea; Hymenostomatida; Tetrahymenidae. The record is from RefSeq and is a predicted model, not a curated record. The transcript has 3 exons.